GAUACCCAGACGACCACGAGUGAAGUGGGGGGGGGGCGGCCUCUUCCAGGGUCCCAUGCUCCCCAGCCGCCCUCUCCAUGCAGAGGAAGGCGGGGGGAGAGGAGGGUCGGCUUUGCGGAGGCCCAGCAUGAGAGGAGAGAAGCCGGGCGAGGAGGAGGCAGGAUUCGCACCCGGCUCCCCGCGGGCCCGUUCCUGUCUCCGGAAGGGGAGAGAAGCGGGACGGCCUCUCCAGCUGCCUUAUUCCCCGCCCUGCUUGGAGGGGACCUGGGUCCUGCACUAGGAUGAGCGGCUUGGGGCUCCGGGCAGGUUGGAUGAAGGUGGUUCAGGGUCUGAAUUCCACUUUCUAAUUCUUGGCGUUUGUUUUUCUUUCCAUCCCAGGUACAGAAACUCGAAACCAUUUGAAAUCUUUGCAAGCCAACAUUUUCUCUUGGGGAGAGCAGAAUAACUUGCAGGGAUCCGUCCUGCGGCCCCAGAAAUGGUCCUGUGAAGGAAAAGGCAUCUGGAGAUGCACAAGAGUCCUUGGACCCAUUUGGAGUUGCUCUGCAUAACAGGAAGAAUGGAGACACAACCUUUUGCAAAGGAGGGAAGCGGAACAGGCCCUUCAGCUGUUCAGCCUGGGAAGGGUGGGAAGUUCUGUACAAGACCUGAUCAGGAGAUCCUUGAGGAGGAAACCAUCCUCCCUACAGAAGUUCAGCCAUGGAACCUCAUCCAAUACCAGGAGGCUGAGGGUCCCCGAGGACUUUGCAGCCGACUCCACGACUUUUGUAGGCGAUGGCUGAGACCAGAAAAGCACACCAAAGCCCAGAUGCUGGAUCUGGUUGUUCUGGAGCAGUUCCUGGCUCUUCUGCCCCCCGGGAUGGAGGGCUGGGUGCGGGAGUGUGGAGUAGAGACCAGCUCCCAGGCGGUGGCCCUCGCAGAAGGCUUCCUCCUGAGCCAGGCGGAGGAGCAGAAGGAGCACGUCAAGUUGCAGUGCUGCACUGUAGAGAUCAGAGAUCCUGAGGGAAAGAAGAAUCCAUCACAUCGCCCUCAGGAGCUAUUUUUCAGGAGGAUCCCUUGGGAAGAUCAAAGUGAGGACAUCUCAAAAGAGAAACAAAGAAUGAAGUUUUCCGUUUUUUAUGAUGGAGCUCAAACAGCGGUUGAUCCUCCAAAUCAAGGGAGUCUCGUGUCCUUCGAGGAGGUGGCUGUGUAUUUCUCUGAGGAGGAAUGGUCUCAGCUGGAUUCUGAUCAGAAAGCGCUGCAUUCGGAAGUCAUGCUUGAAAACUACAGGAAUGUGGUCUCUCUGG
Notechis scutatus (mainland tiger snake) is the source of this 1283-nucleotide messenger RNA. The record is from RefSeq and is a predicted model, not a curated record. Lineage: Eukaryota; Metazoa; Chordata; Lepidosauria; Squamata; Elapidae.